Molecule: messenger RNA, 1221 nt
Organism: Tetrapisispora phaffii CBS 4417
Lineage: Eukaryota; Fungi; Ascomycota; Saccharomycetes; Saccharomycetales; Saccharomycetaceae
Product: glycosyltransferase family 15 protein
Exons: 1
Coding region: 1-1221 (406 amino acids)
Biological process (GO): protein O-linked glycosylation; cell wall mannoprotein biosynthetic process; protein N-linked glycosylation
Cellular component (GO): membrane; Golgi apparatus
Molecular function (GO): alpha-1,2-mannosyltransferase activity
Source: RefSeq, a predicted model, not a curated record
AUGGCUAAAUUUACUAUUCCGGUGAGUAGUAGACGUUUGUAUAAACUGCUGGGUUUGUUUGCAAUCGCCAUUAUAACAAUAGUUAUCAUUGUUAAAGGUACAGACAUCACCAGCAGUCUCUCAGGUCCAAUUGAUGGAAAAUCAGAUUAUGUACAAGGCUCUAAAAAAGCCAAUGCUCCAAAAAAAGCGAGAACUAAAUAUGAUGAUAAGUACAAAUAUGUGAAAUAUUCAAUUCCUGAAUAUAAAGGUGAAAAAGUCAGAGCUACUUUCGUCACAUUGGCUCGUAAUAAAGAUUUGAAUGGGUUAAGAGAAACUAUUAAAUCUUUUGAAGACAGAUUUAAUUCGAAGUUUCAAUAUGAUUGGAUUUUCUUGAAUGAUUCAGAAUUCAAUGACGACUUCAAAGUAACGAUGACCGCUUUAAUUAGUGGUGAAGUUAAGUUUGGUAUUAUUCCAAAGGAACAUUGGUCAUUCCCAUCUUGGAUCGACCAAGACCGUGCUGCAGACACAAGAAAGGAGAUGAAAGAUAUUAUCUAUGGUGACUCUAUUUCUUAUAGAAAUAUGUGCAGAUUUGAAAGUGGUUUCUUCUGGAGACAUCCGUUACUAGACGAAUACGAAUAUUAUUGGAGAGUCGAACCAGACACUAAAUUGUACUGUGAUGUGGAUUACGAUAUUUUCAGAUUCAUGAAGGAUAAUGAUAAGAAAUAUGGUUUUACAAUCUCCAUUCAUGAAUAUAGAGCCACUAUUCCAACUUUAUGGGAUACUACUGUCGAAUUCAUCAAUUUGCAUCCUGAAUACGUUGCCGAAAAUAAUAUGUUAGAUUUUGUUAGUAACGAUGAUGGUAUGUCGUAUAACUUGUGUCAUUUCUGGUCCAAUUUUGAAAUUGCCUCUUUAGAUUUCUGGAGAUCUGAUGCUUAUAGGGACUAUUUUGACUACUUAGACCACGCUGGUGGUUUCUUCUAUGAAAGAUGGGGCGAUGCUCCAGUCCAUUCCAUUGCUGCUGCUUUAUUCCUUAACCGUACCCAAGUGCAUCAUUUCGACGAUUUAGGAUACUACCAUGGUCCAUUCCAUCAAUGUCCGACUGAUGAAAAAAUUAGACUAGCUAAUAGAUGUGAUUGUGAUCCAAACAGGGAUUUCACAUGGAGAGGUUACUCUUGUGGUAAGAAGUAUUACAAGGUCAAUAACUUAGCAAAACCAAAGAAUUGGGCUGAUUACAGUAAAUAA